Messenger RNA from Mesorhabditis belari, 3222 nucleotides. Lineage: Eukaryota; Metazoa; Nematoda; Chromadorea; Rhabditida; Rhabditidae. The record is from the annotation of a GenBank genome assembly.
AUGGGGCUCAGGGAAAAGGAUCGGUCCAAUCGGAACUCGAUGGCCAUUUCCGAGCACAGUUUACCGGAUCGACUCACACAAGCUCUCCGGGCUCUUCGACCGGCCAAUAUUGCUCAUUCGGCUAGCGGGGUGACACCGUUUAAGAAUUAUAAGAACAAGUCUGGUUCUACAGUCGAUGCAUCGAAUGAUGUGGUUUUCAUUGUUGGGGACAAGGUUCCACCGCCAGUUCCGCCAAUUCCAAUGGGACGCUUUCAGAAGUCACCGCUAAUGCAAAAAGCUCGCUCGGUGCUCGAUCGGAGCUCUGUGGGCGGCUCUCCACAAUUAGCCGAGAGAAAUCCUUUCCAUGAACCGGCACUCAACAGUUUGGAACAAAUUCGCAAUCUCUACAAGAGUGUCCCCAAUGUGCACUAUGAUACAGUGAGCAGCCCGACUCCAACUGAGGAAGAUGAUGGGUUUUCUUCUACUCGAUCACCAACCGAUUCUGGAUACAGAUCGACUCCCCGACUUGACCGAACUCCAGACAAAUCUGAGGAAGCAAAUGGAACUUCGAAUUCCCUGGGAGCUUCAUCAGGGUCCGGUUCUUCGAGGAAUGGCUUCAGAAGUAAAGAAAUCCCGUCGAGAGCCGAAGGAGAAGUGAAAAAUAGUCCAAAGCUCGCGAUGAGGCCACAGCGACCUCAAGGACCCACACCGAACUCCAGUCCACCGUCGACAGUUGGCUCAAAACCGGAACGUCACCUUCCCUUCACUCGAUCCCAUAUAGACUCCGUCUUGGAGUCGAGAAGAUGCAAAUCAUUCGCCAAUUACAUUGAUUCAGCAGUAUUAUCAAGAUUUUGUGAAGUACUUAGCGAACCGCUCGACUUGUUGACGGAAAAUUUGCAGCGACUGAUCGCUUACAGUGUCAAAUGCACGGCUCAAGAUGUCGCCUCAGCAAUAAAGAUAUCAUUUCCUUUGGAUCUUUUCGCUAGUUGUCUUCGUUCUGGGCAAAAAGCUGCGUCGGCUUUUGCAAGGAAUGGACCAGGCGCCUUGGGCUUAACUCUUUCUCAACGAUCCGAGCUUUAUUUCCCAGUUGGUCGUUUCUAUCGAUACAUCAUCGACAAGCUUCCAUCAAAGCCAAUUUCAGAGCAUGCUAUCAUCUUUUUCACUGCCGCUUUGCAAUGUGUUCUCGAAGAGUUUGUUUUGAGGCUUGUCGAUACGGAUUCACCAGAGAUGCUCAGCUUGUCAAAAUUCGAGGAGAUUCUGACAGAAAAUGGGGGAUCUUUGGUUCAAUAUUUCAAUUCAUUGGACUCACUUACAGCAAUGGAUUUGCCAGCACCGAUCUCUUUUGCCAAAUUGGUGGAUGCUGUGCACGCCGUGCGAGAGAGAAUACUUCACUCAACUGGGAAUGCAAAGAAAAGACAUCAAGUCCAAUUGAGCCGCACUGGGAUUCGGAGUCUGCACUAUUUUGCUUGUGGGCCUGGAGUGAGACCAAACAGCAACAUUCAACUAGCAGACUGGGUGCGCUUAAUUUAUGCGUAUGCCGAGCACCGAAUGUCUCCAACCGUUGAUGAGCUUGAUAUCAUGCAGGCAGCUCGUGUAUUACGAGGUGUAGAUUGCCCUCCUCCUUCUGUCUCGUUAUGCAGAAGGGAACUUAUAUUGGAGGCAAAUCCUCAUGAAGCAAAGAUCACUUUUGCUUUCAACUUGAUUGCUACCGGGAACCCAGAGAAUGCUCGACACGGCAUUGCUAUGCUCGAAGGUGAACGAACAACGGCCAGGAAUCCAUUUGGUAUGUGCCCACUUGCUGAAUCAGUUGUCCAAUCAAACUCCGAAGCCACAACCGCUUUGUUAGCUGCUGGAUGGCCAACCGAUUUGGCAGUACCAGCUGACAAAAAAGGGUUACCAGAAUAUGCAGGCUGGACUCCAUUAACAUGGGCUAUUGCCAUUCAAAAGCACAACAUCGUUAAGAUGUUGUUGAAUUCGGAUGCUAAAUUGGAUGGAGAAAGUAUGAUCAACGAAUCUCCUUUGCAGAUCUCCGUUCAACAAGGUUGCUUGGAGAGUGUACGCCUUUUGCUCGAUCGAGGCGCCGAUCCGACGAGAGGAUGGAGAGCCGAGAUGUCCAUCGAUCAACACAUUGGUUGUGUGUCUCCAUUGACUGCCUCAACUGUACGCGGAAACAAGACCAUUUUGUCAGCUUUGAUAACAAAAAUGGCCGAUCAAUCGAAUUUCUUGAAGCAUCGAAAUGGGUCUUUUUCUUCGCAGAACAGCAAGAGCUCUCAAGAAAAGAUCUGUGAGUACGAUUCAUUGAUUGAUAGUGGAAAAAGAGCUCUCCGAGAAGCACUUUAUUAUGCUGUUGAAACAGAACGACUCGACAUUGCAAUAGUUCUUCGCCAACUCGUCGAAGGUCUGCCUUGGUCAACUUUUCUUUGGACUAGAGCUCUUGAAUCAGCCUUGCUAAAAUCAGAACCAAAGUUCGUGCAAUCAAUUCUCUCCGAUUUUGGCCCAAACAUUGCAGCUGAGUUGAACGAGGACAACUUGGCUAGAACUCUGACAGUGAUUUUAAAAGCAUUGCAACAUGAACUUUCGUAUCCUGAUGGCGAUCCAUCAAACGCAGCUCUUGCUCUUUCGAGAUUACAUCAUUAUUUUAAAGAAGAAGUUCCAGAUCAUGGUGCAGCAGGAGCGCCAUUACAUCGAAACAUCAUUGAUCCAAGUUUUGUGAACAGUGAACAACUAUCGGACAUUCGGUUCCAGGUAGAAGGCAAGCUUGUUUUUGGUCAUCGAAUCGUUCUCGUCAACGCCUCGGAUCGUUUCCGUCACCUAUUGCAGAGUCCUGAUGGGGUGAUAAUGAUCAAUGAUGUGUCGUGUAAUGUUUUCUUGUGCUUGAUGGAAUUUGUCUACACCGGUCGUCUCUCUUCAUCAAUGAAAGCAGUCGGCCAACUUUUCCAAGUUCUGACAGCCGCUCAAGCAUUUGGAUUGCCAACUUUAGAAGCUGAGGUCCUCCGUGUUCUGACUCACUCAAUCGAUGUCGAGAAUUUCGCCGACCUCUACACCUUUGCCAUGCAUCACCAAAAUGAAACUCUUCUAAAGCCAUGUGAACAUUUUCUUCUCCUUCAUCUUCCCGUGCUUUGCUCAGAUCCUCGCCUUUCAAUUCUUUUCCUUCAACCACCGCCCAAUUACGACGUUUGUGUAGCGUUGAGAGAUCGCUUGUCUGCUGAAUUCUCCGAGUGCCGUCGACGUUUGCCUACUGGA